AUGCCCGGAAAAUACGAUCCCGAUAUGGAAGUUCUAAAUUAUAGCGCGCCAAUGCAAACUGUGCGAAUUGCGCUAAAAUAUUUAGGUUGCGAUGAAUCGAUCAAAAUACUAGAUGUUGCUUGUGGUACUGGACUAGUUGGGUCAUUGUUACGAAACAAUGCCUUCAAGGGCCUACUUCAUGGAAUUGACGGCAGUCAAGAAAUGCUUAAAAUUGCACGGAAAAAAGAGACAUACGAUGAAUUAUUUACUCAAUUUUUAUCGCCUGGGAAGCCAAUUAUGACAAGUCGUGGUUUGAAAUAUGAUGCAAUACUAUGUGCUGGAGGGAUAACCAAGAACCAUCUGGACCCUGAGCUUUUGAUAAAUUUCUUGGAAGUUUUGACAACAGGGGGAAUAAUGGUGUUUGCUUUAACUAAAGGUACAUACAACGUGGAAGUGGAAAAAGCCGUUGAUAAGGUCUUAAAAUCUCUCAUUAUUUCUGGAAAAAUUGAAGAACUUGAACUAUUCGUAAAUGGAAAUACAUUCGAAGUUGGUGAAGAUGCUGUACCAGAGAAUUUUAGGAAGGAAGAUUCGUCUUCAAAUUUCAACUCUUGUAUUUAUUGUUACCAGAAAAAAUGAGUAACACUCGCACAGUAGGCAUACUUGCAUAUGUGCCAGUAUUCGGUACAAAAGGAUUAUGUUGUGUUGUUUCAUGUUCGUGCAUUGCUAUUAAGUAAAUUAUAUAGAAUUAAUGUCUAACAUGCGUAUAUGUGA
Messenger RNA from Styela clava, 750 nucleotides. Lineage: Eukaryota; Metazoa; Chordata; Ascidiacea; Stolidobranchia; Styelidae. The record is from RefSeq and is a predicted model, not a curated record.